Molecule: messenger RNA, 561 nt
Organism: Lathyrus oleraceus (garden pea)
Lineage: Eukaryota; Viridiplantae; Streptophyta; Magnoliopsida; Fabales; Fabaceae
Product: eukaryotic translation initiation factor 4 gamma-like
Exons: 1
Coding region: 1-561 (186 amino acids)
Source: RefSeq, a predicted model, not a curated record
AUGGAGAAGAUCAAGUCUCUGUCUAUCAACUUUGGCAUCAGUGAUGAUCCCUCUGCAGUAAGGAUCCAUUGGAACAUAGUGAUCAAAUGGAUGACCUCUGAAGCCUUCAAACUGAAAUGCCUCUCUGAAAAAGUCUACAAUUACUUCAUCAGAGAUACUGGUAUAAGGCUUCAAGCUCGCUUGGCCAGAGAGGUUGAGGAAAAGGCCAGGAACGAAGCAGAAGAGAAAGACCGCCUAGAAGAAGAGCAGAGGAUCAGAGAAGCUGAAGAAAAGGUUGCUGCUGAAGUUGAUGUUGCUGCGGCUGCUGCUGAGGCUGGGGCAAAAGGAAAAGCUGACGCUGAAGAAGCAGCACGCAUUGCUACAGAGGAAGCUGCCAAGGCCAGGGCUGAUGCUUUGACUCACUUUGGUUUUGCCCCUCUGGUCUUGAAGACUCUGGAGGAAUUGCAAAAGGAACAACAAGUGGUACGAGCUAGGUUGGAUCACCAGGAUUCCGUCAACACCAACAUUCAGAACCUACUGACUCAGCUGCUCCAAAGGAUGCCUCCGCCCCCAAACCCUUAG